CUCACAAAGACCUGAGAGGAGGCAGAAUUAUCCCACGUCUCAGGUGGGGAUACUGAGGGCCAGGACAAAGGUCAGGCUGGUUGUCGGCACUGCAGGAAUAGCACAAGAGGAAGGCGUUUAACUGCAGGAUGGGGUUUUAAGUCAGACUGGCGUGACAGUUAGACCUUGGGACAGAUCGUUUAAAGGAGACUGUGUAAUUGGCCCCUCUGGUACACAAGGUCAGGAAAUCCAAGGAGCCAGGGUUCUGGAGGUCUGAGCACCUGAAGGGAGUGCCAGGAGACACAAAGGGAGACCCAAAGCAAAUGUAAGGGGAGAUUGGAAAAGGGAUUGGUGUUGUCCCCAGCAUCCCCUGUGACGCUGUGACCUGAAAAGGCCCCAGAGGAAGCCCACAAAGGCGCCACCCUCCCCUGGCUCCUGAUUUUGGCAGGGCGUUGUUUUCAAUAGUGUUUUCCAAUAACUUUGCACCUCGGCAGAAGCUGAGUGCGGUGACUUCUGCCUGUAAUUGGCACAGGCUGCUUCCGGUUCCGGGGUGUGUGACCGGGCCACUCUCUUUGUGUUUAACCCCUUCCCCCACACAUACCUCAUCCCGCCCCACACACACGAAGAGCGAAUGAUCCGAUCCGGCCGUCCUGGGGGUUGCUGUGUGUAAAAAUACAUGGGGUUGAGCCAUUUCCUGCCGCUUCCGUUCUUGCAUGGCGAUAAGACACUAGGGACCCAGCUGCGGACAGAGAGAUCCUCCUGCCGCCGAGGGGGAGCCGGCCCUGGGAGAGCCGGACUCCAGGCCCGCCCGCGUUCCUCUGACCCUGGGUUUCCCAUCUUUCCUAUCGCCUGUGACCUCUCUUUCCUUUCUCCCCACUGCCCCCAGCCUUUCUCAGCCUCUCUCCUCCUCUGUACCGUCCUGAUGCACUUGGGAAGCCUGCCUGCUGGUGUGGAAAGGGGCUGUCUUCUCCUUCCUGCUCAUUCACCCCCUCUGAGCUGGGCCCUGCUGCCCUCGGGCCCCCGGACCAGUCCCUGGCUCCCUUGGCCCCGGGGAUUGCUUCUGGGACUUGAGUCACCAGGCCCUGGCCCGUGGGGCGGGGGCGGGGGGGGAGGGCUGUGCUUUUCUCCUGCAUCUGGGAGACUGGGCAGGGCCAGGUGCUCCCACCAUCAUGAAGCGGAAGAGGUUGCCGACGACUCGAGAGAGCUGGAAGGUCGACAAGGGGGACCCCGUGGCCCUGAGCCUUCCCGGCGGCCUUGGCCAUGGUGACACGGACGGCCCCAUCAGCCUGGAUGUGCCAGACGGGGCCCCGGACCCCCAGCGGACCAAGGCUGCCAUCGACCACCUGCACCAGAAGAUCCUGAAGAUCACCGAGCAGAUCAAGAUCGAGCAGGAGGCGCGCGACGACAACGUAGCCGAGUACCUGAAGCUGGCCAACAACGCGGACAAGCAGCAGGUGUCGCGCAUCAAGCAGGUGUUCGAGAAGAAGAACCAGAAGUCGGCCCAGACCAUCGCCCAGCUGCACAAGAAGCUGGAGCACUACCGCCGGCGCCUGAAGGAGAUCGAGCAAAAUGGGCCCUCGCGGCAGCCCAAGGACGUGCUGCGGGACAUGCAGCAGGGGCUGAAGGACGUGGGCGCCAACGUGCGCGCGGGCAUCAGUGGCUUCGGGGGUGGCGUGGUGGAGGGCGUCAAGGGCAGCCUCUCGGGCCUCUCGCAGGCCACCCACACCGCCGUGGUGUCCAAGCCCCGGGAGUUUGCCAGCCUGAUCCGCAACAAGUUCGGCAGUGCCGACAACAUUGCCCACUUGAAGGACCCUCUGGAGGACGGGCCCCCCGAGGAGGCGGCCCGGGCGCUGAGCGGCAGUGCCACCCUGGUGUCCAGCCCCAAGUACGGCAGCGAUGACGAGUGCUCCAGUGCCAGCGCCAGCUCGGCCGGGGCGGGCAGCAACUCCGGGGCCGGGCCAGCUGGGGCCCUGGGGAGCCCCAAGCUGAACGCACUGUAUGGGGCCCCCGGGAACCUGGACGCUCUGCUUGAAGAGCUACGGGAGAUCAAGGAGGGCCAGUCUCACCUGGAGGACUCGAUGGAGGACCUGAAGGGGCAGCUGCAGCGGGACUACACGUACAUGACCCAGUGCCUGCAGGAAGAGCGCUACCGGUACGAGCGGCUGGAGGAGCAGCUCAAUGACCUGACCGAGCUUCACCAGAAUGAGAUGACCAACCUGAAGCAGGAGCUAGCCAGCAUGGAGGAGAAGGUGGCCUACCAGUCCUACGAGAGGGCUCGGGACAUCCAGGAGGCCGUGGAGUCCUGCCUGACCCGGGUCACCAAGCUCGAGCUGCAGCAGCAGCAGCAGCAGGUGGUACAGCUGGAGGGCGUGGAGGACGCCAACGCGCGGGCCCUGCUGGGCAAGUUCAUCAACGUGAUCCUGGCGCUCAUGGCCGUGCUGCUGGUGUUCGUGUCCACCAUCGCCAACUUCAUCACGCCCCUCAUGAAGACGCGCCUGCGCAUCACCAGCACCGCCCUCCUGGUCCUCGUCCUCUUCCUCGUCUGGAAGCACUGGGACUCCCUCACCUACCUCCUGGAGCACGUGCUGCUGCCCAGCUGAGCAGCCGGCCCGCCCCCGCCCCGUGCUCUCCCCGGCCCCCAGACGGCUAGGCUUCUCUGGGAGGGACCCUGGGAUUCCCGAGGCCCUUGAACGUCUUCGUGUGUCUGGUUUGGCCUCUUGCCCAAACUGUCCAUUCCAGCAGCUCCUGCCCCCUUCUCUGUUCUCGCUUCUGUCUGACGCCUUCUCCCUGUUGGCCUGAGCGGAGCUUCGAGCACCGCCCCAACCGGAGGCAGUGGGGACAUCUGUGGCCAAAUGGAGCAGAGGAGGACACCAGGAUGGACUCUUCUGAUUAUUAGUCACACAAGGACUUCUCCCAGCUGACUCAGGAGGCAAGUCAGGAGGGCCAAUAGGAAUAGGAGCAGGAGAGGUCCCAGGUCCCAGGUCCCAACCCUUCUCCCUUCUGGGGAAAAGCCCAACCUGGAGGCUCGAUGGUUCCCUCCUGCGGAGAUGGCCUGGGUAAAGUCAGAAGGCAAGGGUGGGUGGGGGGUUUCUGCUGGCCUCAGAGAAUGCCAAGGAGAGAGGGUAGGGCACCCCCCCCAGCCUCUGGGCACCUGCUGGGCCAGAGGGUAGGCGCCGUCCACCCCUCCUUCCAGAGCUGGUUUGAGGCUCACUUCUGGGCCUUUCCCAGGAUAUGAAGGAUGCAGGCUCUGGAGGCCAGGUGGGGUGUGACUUUGGACUUGUGUUUUCCCUGUGAUUCUUUCUGCCUGUCACUGGAUCUGCUCUUUUCAGGGAAACAGGCCCCAGGGGCCCCAAGCCUCAGCCUAAGCCCUUAGGCCUCUGGGAGCACGUUGGGUUCUAUUUAUUUAUUUAUUUAUUUGUUCCUUCGUACCUUACCCCCACUGAGCUCCGCGGAGAGGGCCUGCCCCCGUCCUCUCCCAGAAGCCAGGGCUUGUUCUCGGCUGUCCGGCACUUCCAUACCAUUUCGCCUCUGGAUCAUCCUGGCUGGGGGAAAGGGGGCAGAGCCACCCAGCCCCACUCUCCCGAAGUAGCCCCUCAGCCAGGAUGGGAGGAGCGUGGCCUCUCUUUUAUACAUCUGUUUAUUUUGUAUGUGUGUAUUUGCGUGGAGGAAGUUGUUUGUUGCUUUAUUUUUUUAAGGCUCUGGAGUGUCGUGUAUGAUUUCUCUUCACAUCCCAGCCUUCUCACGGGCACUUCCAAGAAGAGAGGGCAUUUCUCGAAAAGCGAAAGAGAAAUCCCCUGGAGCGGUGAAGGGUAGUGCCCGUCAGCAGUGGUGGACCUUCCUGAAAAAUAAAUAUCCUCUAAAUUUUCAAAGCA
Molecule: messenger RNA, 3851 nt
Organism: Ailuropoda melanoleuca (giant panda)
Lineage: Eukaryota; Metazoa; Chordata; Mammalia; Carnivora; Ursidae
Gene: TMCC2
Product: transmembrane and coiled-coil domain family 2
Exons: 4
Coding region: 1149-2579 (476 amino acids)
Biological process (GO): amyloid precursor protein metabolic process
Cellular component (GO): endomembrane system
Source: RefSeq, a predicted model, not a curated record